CAACAAUAUUGCACAACAACAAUGUCUAGUGGAUUGCAAACUGAGGAUAUAUAUAUGAACUUUCUCAGAAAUCUCUAGAGAAUGACAACAUCCUCCAUAUACCAGCUCUCUGAUAGUCAAAGUGUUAUUCCUGUGCUGCUUGGGAGGGACAGGAAUGUCACCUAUAUACUGGACACAUCCGAGGCUAUGGCUGCAAUUCUGGGGACAGUGAAAAACCUAAUUAUUCAAAGUCUGCUUACCAAGGCGUCUCUCAGAAACUCCCUGUUUAACAUCAUAACCUUUUCAUAUAAGAUAACGUCAUUGUCUGAGCACAUGAUUCCUUGUGCACCCGAUACGGUAUACCAGGCCCUGAGCUGGAUCCAUACACUCAGCACAAGUCCUGGAAAUGAUCUACUUACGGCGCUCAUUACAGCAUUUUCUGAUCCAGCCUGUCAAUCUGUCCAACUGGUGACAAACAGCAUCCCAGGAAACCCAGAGAAUUGCCUGAAUGCUUUAUCUGCCUUUAUCGCAUGCCCUGUGCAUACAUUUUUUAUUUCAGAAAAGCAGGCUUUGGAAAUAGACACUUUGAAUUUCCUUAAAUGCUUGAAUACUGCGACUAAAGGGAGUUGUUACAGGCUGUCUCUAAACAUUAAUGACGCAGCUGAGCAAGUGAAACCGUCGAUAGCCUUGUUGCACUCCUCAGAACACCAGAUUCAACAUUUGUCAUGCUCAGAAGACAGAUGUCAGCUCUUAUACUACAAACCAUUUUGUUCCCUCUCCAUCUCACCGUACUGGUGUCCAACGAGGAAUCCCUUUAGUGUGGCACCAUGUGUUAUAAGGAAAGUAAUAAAAGGGACAGAGUACUUUCCAGGUUGCCAUGUGUUAGCAAGAAGAGAGUCAGAUGGAUUCUACUACUUGGGGACUAUUGUACAUGUGUUACAGGACAGGCCAGGACACUUUGUGGUAAAAUUUAAUGAAUGUUUGCCCAAAGCUGACACCAAGAUGGAAAUAGUUUCACCUCAGUUAACAUGCCAACCUGACAUGGUGAAUGUAACUCAGGCACAUGGGCACAGUAUAGUAUCUGGAGACACUGUAUUAGCUCCAUGGGAACCUCAGAUAAGCAGAUAUGGUCCUGGCAGAGUUGUAUCAGGCAUCGAACUACGAGAUCCACUGACAGUUGGAGGGGGAGAUGGACUUGUGGUGCUGUUUUGGAAUGGAAUCAGACUGCAUGUUCCAAAAAACCUGGCUGUAUGGAUUCCUGCUUCUCACCAUGAGCGAAUAAUCAGGGAACUCCAAACAAAUGUGUUCAGAUCAGGCUGCUUAUGCUAUAGCCACUGUACUCAUGUUAACUGGUCUCCAGUUUGCUGCAUCAAUCACUGUUUUUCAAAAACUUCCUCAGUGUGCCUUUGCCCGAUCAGUAGCUGUCCCAUCUCUAAUCAUAGCCUUUUUAUUGACAAUCAACUAAAGGAGCAGAACAUUAAAGCUGACCUAACAAAUGAGCCAACAGCUUCUCAGGAGAUGAAGACUGAUUUAUCUUUUUUAGACUCAAGCGAAGAUGAGGAAGAAGUUGCAAACGUGAAGGUAAAUGCUACACCAUUAGAACUGGUAAGCCGAUCAGUGAACACAGAGAUAUCAUACAUGAAAAAGGCACAUGCUGAAACACAGUGUAGACCGGCCUGGAGAUAUUGGAGACGAGGAUCCCCAGAGCCACAUCACAAAAAACCAGGACAGACAGUUAAACCUCCAAACCCAGGUGACACUUAUUUUGCAAUAAAUAGUGAUUCUGGAUAUUCCUUAUCCAGUUCUGCAUCCACAAAUCACCGUUCACUGUUUGAAAUGAUUCCACAUUCAGUAAGAAGAGGUAUAACAGUGAAAGAGGUAUUUGGCUGGACUGUACAAAAACCUCUUUCUGAAGCAUCAUCUCCAGUGGCUUCUGCAUUAAAGAAAAUUUGAGCUGAAACAAGAUAAUAAAUCUAUUUAAAUGGCUCAAUAGGCCUGGAAAAUUAUUAAAAUAUUUUAUAUGAAAUUUGCUUAAACUGCAUAUGAUUUA
Molecule: messenger RNA, 2029 nt
Organism: Clarias gariepinus (North African catfish)
Lineage: Eukaryota; Metazoa; Chordata; Actinopteri; Siluriformes; Clariidae
Gene: c7h11orf16
Product: chromosome 7 C11orf16 homolog
Exons: 8
Coding region: 82-1932 (616 amino acids)
Source: RefSeq, a predicted model, not a curated record